AUGGCGUAUGCGACAUUUUACGAGGAGCGCCAACCUCCAGGCUUGCUUUAUCUAGCAAAUGCUCUUGUAACGUGGCUAUGCAGCCAUCCAGGUAAUUUUUGUACAGAGUGUGGUGAAGAGACAUCAGAAUGGGUACUUAAAUACGUUACGAAAUUCGCAACUGCCAUUGAUCCUCGCUGUAAAUUGGCCAGCCAGUUGCCAAUUGGCAAAGUGAUCGGUGUCGGAUGUUCUGGCGAUGAAGAGGCAAUUAUCGAGCACUGUGCCGCUCCACUGAAUGACAUCGGCAGCCGGCUUGAGGAGCUUUUCCAGGGUGGUUUACAGGCGAUGAUCAAGAAUGUGAACAGCUUGGCGCCAGUCUUUGCGGGAGGCUGUAAUCUCACAGGUAAG
Molecule: messenger RNA, 387 nt
Organism: Cooperia oncophora
Lineage: Eukaryota; Metazoa; Nematoda; Chromadorea; Rhabditida; Trichostrongylidae
Source: the annotation of a GenBank genome assembly